GCAAAACAAUUACGUCAAUUUUGGGGACACCUAUUUCCAGCCUUGUUCAAAAUCAGGUCACUACUCUUCCCCACACAGAGUGUACGAAGAGUUCACAACCUAUAACUGAAUCGCUUUGCACAAAUACUCUCUCAGGUAUAACUUUAUUAACAAGUUUGAUUCAUGGAGCCAUUUAAUUUAAGUCGAGGUUUUUCUUAUUUGUUAUUUUAUAAUAAGAUUCUGGUUUCAGCCAAGUGAAGACCUUUGACGUCUUGCUGAUGGAUUCUGCUCCUGUGCCUAUCACUACUGCCCUCCCUGAUCCUGGGUCCAGCCAAGUGACGACCUUUGAUGACUCCCUUUUGGAUUCUGCUCUUGUGCCUAUCACUACUGCUCUCCAUGAUCCUGGGUCAAGCCAAGUGAUGUUUGAAGACGAUUUUCCGAUCGAUUCGUCCCUUGGCCUUGAUGAUCUCAUAGAUACUGGAUCCGGCCAAGAGCCGCUCGGUGACGUUUCACCAAUUUAUUCUCCUUUGUUGCCUGAUAUUGACGUUCCUAAAGGUAUUGAUUCACAGCAUUUUAAAGAAAUAACAUUGGCUGUUCAGCUACCAUCUUCUGACUGGAACUGGGUCUAUCAUGAAAAAUCAAAAACAGCUAUAUGCAUCGGUAUUGAAAACCUUCCAGACGGCAACAUUGGUAUUUCGAAGUCAUUGCAAAUUCAAUCAACAUCGAAAGCUUCUGUUCACGUUGGAGGCCAAAAUGUAACUCUGCCUGGCUGUGAUGGAAGAUACGAAGGGUACGAUGACAUCAAUCGCUACCUUCGCAUUCUGAGCAAUGUGAAAGCUUGCAAAGGAUUUCUAAACGACGCAAUGGGAAACGUCAACGUUACCGGAAGGUGCUCAAUUACGAGAAAUGGCCAAGUGUUGCGCUCAAUCAGCUGCCGAUAUAUAGCCUCACCUAAUUCCAAGACUGAUCUGUGUCGAGAUUGCGCAAAUUGCUUAAGGAAUUUGAGGAACUCCUCAUCCAGCGACAAAAAGACUCCCAAUCCAGUGACGCACGGAUUUGCUUAUUUGUUGCAGCUGAAGGAUCGUUAA
Daphnia magna is the source of this 1067-nucleotide messenger RNA. RefSeq lists its product as uncharacterized. The record is from RefSeq and is a predicted model, not a curated record. The coding region runs from base 258 to 1067 and encodes 269 amino acids. NCBI's taxonomy places the organism in Eukaryota, Metazoa, Arthropoda, Branchiopoda, Diplostraca, Daphniidae. The transcript is spliced from 7 exons.